This is a messenger RNA of Hippopotamus amphibius kiboko, 2298 nucleotides long. It is a transcript of the gene HNRNPK, whose product is annotated as heterogeneous nuclear ribonucleoprotein K. The transcript is spliced from 18 exons. Gene Ontology annotation, cellular component: nucleus; cytoplasm. The record is from RefSeq and is a predicted model, not a curated record. The coding region runs from base 281 to 1675 and encodes 464 amino acids. Gene Ontology annotation, biological process: regulation of transcription by RNA polymerase II; regulation of mRNA splicing, via spliceosome. Gene Ontology annotation, molecular function: mRNA binding. Lineage: Eukaryota; Metazoa; Chordata; Mammalia; Artiodactyla; Hippopotamidae.
AGUGCGCGAACGAGAAAGGAGGAGGGCGCUCCAGGCGAAAGCACUGCAGACGCCAUUAUCCUCUGUUUCUCCGCUGCAGCAACCUCGACGUCUUGCCUACUUCCCGCUUAUUUGCGGCCCAGAGCUGUGACCGGCUGAGGCGGCGCGGCGGCGUAGGGACGGUAGCCUUACCAGGCUACUGCAGCACUAGGGUGUCAGUUGGUCCUGCCCAGAACACUUCAGUUCUGCCCUGCAAGGAUAUAUUUAAUAACUGAUUGGUGUGUUCCUUUAAUACAAGAAAAUGGAAACUGAACAGCCAGAGGAAACCUUUCCCAACACCGAAACCAAUGGCGAAUUUGGUAAACGCCCUGCUGAAGAUAUGGAAGAGGAACAAGCUUUUAAAAGAUCUAGAAACACUGAUGAGAUGGUUGAAUUACGCAUUCUGCUUCAAAGCAAGAAUGCUGGGGCAGUGAUUGGAAAAGGAGGCAAGAAUAUUAAGGCUCUCCGUACAGACUACAAUGCCAGUGUUUCAGUCCCAGACAGCAGUGGCCCCGAGCGCAUAUUGAGUAUCAGUGCUGAUAUUGAAACAAUUGGAGAAAUUCUGAAGAAAAUCAUCCCUACCUUGGAAGAGGGCCUGCAGUUGCCAUCACCCACUGCAACCAGCCAGCUCCCGCUCGAAUCUGAUGCUGUGGAAUGCUUAAAUUACCAACACUAUAAAGGAAGCGACUUUGACUGCGAGUUGAGACUGUUGAUUCAUCAGAGUCUGGCAGGAGGAAUUAUUGGGGUCAAAGGUGCUAAAAUCAAAGAACUUCGAGAGAACACUCAGACAACAAUCAAGCUUUUCCAGGAAUGUUGUCCUCAAUCCACUGACAGAGUCGUUCUUAUUGGAGGAAAACCUGAUAGGGUUGUAGAGUGCAUAAAGAUCAUCCUGGAUCUUAUAUCAGAGUCUCCCAUCAAAGGACGUGCUCAGCCUUAUGAUCCCAAUUUUUAUGAUGAAACCUAUGAUUACGGUGGUUUUACAAUGAUGUUUGAUGACCGCCGUGGACGUCCCGUGGGAUUUCCUAUGCGGGGAAGAGGUGGUUUUGAUAGAAUGCCUCCUGGUCGGGGUGGGCGUCCCAUGCCUCCAUCCAGAAGAGAUUACGAUGAUAUGAGCCCUCGUCGAGGACCUCCUCCACCUCCUCCUGGACGAGGUGGCCGGGGUGGUAGCAGAGCUCGGAAUCUUCCUCUUCCACCACCACCACCACCUAGAGGGGGAGAUCUAAUGGCCUAUGACAGAAGAGGAAGACCUGGAGACCGUUAUGAUGGCAUGGUUGGUUUCAGUGCUGAUGAAACCUGGGACUCCGCAAUAGAUACAUGGAGCCCAUCAGAGUGGCAGAUGGCUUAUGAACCACAGGGUGGCUCUGGAUAUGAUUAUUCCUAUGCAGGGGGUCGUGGCUCAUAUGGUGAUCUUGGUGGACCUAUUAUUACUACACAAGUAACUAUUCCCAAAGAUUUGGCUGGAUCUAUUAUUGGCAAAGGUGGUCAGCGGAUUAAACAAAUCCGUCAUGAGUCAGGAGCUUCGAUCAAAAUAGAUGAGCCUUUAGAAGGGUCCGAAGAUCGGAUCAUUACCAUUACAGGAACACAGGACCAGAUACAGAAUGCACAGUAUUUGCUGCAGAACAGUGUGAAGCAGUAUGCAGAUGUUGAAGGAUUCUAAUGCAAGAUAUUUUUUCUUUUUUAUAGUGUGAAGCAGUAUUCUGGAAAGUUUUUCUAAGACUAGUGAAGAACUGAAGGAGUCCUGCAUCUUUUUUUUUUUAUCUGCUUCUGUUUAAAAAGCCAACAUUCCUCUGCUUCAUAGGUGUUCUGCAUUUGAGGUGUAGUGAAAUCUUUGCUGUUCACCAGAUGUAAUGUUUUAGUUCCUUACAAACAGGGGUGGGGGUGGGGGAGGGUGUGCAAAAAACUAACAUUGAAAUUUUGAAACAGCAGCAGAGUGAGUGAAUUUUAAUUUUUGUUCAUUGUUGGUGGUUUAAAAAAAAUCCCCCCAUGUAAUUAUUGUGAACACUUUGCUUUGUGGUCACUGUAACAUUUGGGGGGGUGGGACAGGGAGGAAAAGUAACAGUAGUCCAUAUGUCCCUGCCAUCUAUUCAGAGCAGUGUGCAGAAUGUAAUGCUCUUUUGUAAGAAACGUUUUAUGAUUUUUAAAAUAAAUUUAGUGAACCUAUUUUUUGGUGGUCAUUUUUUUUUUUUAAGACGGUCAUUUUUCAAAUGGCUGAAUUCCCCCUAACCUGCCCCCAACCUAAACACUAAGUUUAAUUUUCGGUCCUCUGUUGGAUAUAAAUAA